AUGCAUCAUUUGUGUGCAAAGCACCAGCACAACAAUCAUUAUCAGGACCUGGAUCUGGCGACGAAGACCCAGGGUGAACUUCCGCAACCAGACGACAAAAUUUCUGAGCUACCAAGUACACCAAGCCCGUCUUCAUCGAUUAUCGCACCACCACGGCAACAGCCAAGGUCAGGUAGCAGGCAACCAACAACUUUUUCGGAAUGGCAACUACUUGCUGUACUUCAUCGGGCCAAUUUAUUGCAGUAUUACGACGAAUUCAUUGCUCAAGGCGGAGAUGACAUCAACCAGUUCAUGACAUGCGAUGAACAUGAAUUCCUGGAAAUAAUGUCAGUGGUUGGAAUGGCCUCAAAACCGCUUCACGUCCGACGGUUUCAACGAACGCUCACUGAAUUCAGUAAAGAUCCGGAUGCAUUCAACCUGGUUGCCAUCCAGCAGAUUGGUUUACCACCGGCUGCAAGCUAUGGAUAUAUCCCACCAACAACAUCAGCUACUCCAACUGCCGCCUUGCAAUUUCUCAUGUCAUCACAAAAUCUUGCUGCUGCAAGUUUGGCUGUUGCUGCUGGUUUGCCAUGUACUAGUCCGUCCAUUACUCACGAUCAAAACUCGCCGCGAUCACUCUUACAACCACUAGUAUCAGCAUCAGAAUCGCUGCAUGAAUUAUUCAGUGCUGCAACGGUAGCAGCGGUAGCUGAAGUGGGCACCUCAGGGACAACAUUCACCACAGCAACUAUUGGUGCUACGGCAAACGUGAUGACCGGUGAUUUCCUGACAAGUUUAGUAGCUGGUAUACCACAAUCUAGCGGUAGUUGUAGUAGUGGUAGCGGUGGUGCUGCAGCUAAUUCCAUGCAAGGAUUGGAAUCAGCGACAUCGUCCAAGAUGGCAUCCUCCUCAACAGAACAUACGCCUGCGACAUCAGGCCUAAUUCAACUUUCUGUCGGUUCUCCAACAAGUAGUAAUGAAGCAAAUUGUGAUUUCGAUCAGCUAGGAGUUGGAACAAGUACAACAUCAGAAACACCAGUACUAACAGAAGCUCAAAUUGGAAGGCUUGCUCAGUGUUCUCAUCGUCUUAUCGAACAAAUGCCGCAACUUGAACCUAAAUUAAUACAGAACAAAAAGAAAAUUAGCCGAGAGUUACUGGAUGUGAUGCAAUUACCAUUUGGUUCACCGCAACGUCUUCAAGAAUAUCGGAGAUAUUCAGCAAUUUAUGGACGGUUUGAUGCGAAACGUAAACCAGACAAACCGUUAACUUUGCAUGAAGUUUCAGUUAAUGAAGCAGCUGCACAAUUAUGCCUUCGGCAACCUGCACUUUUGACUAGGCGUGAUGAAUUGUUUCCACUUGCUCGACAGGUAGUAAAGGAUGCGGGUUAUAACUAUGUGAAAGGGAUGAAAAAAAGUGAAGCAGAUAUUAAAAGGCAACGUUCGCUAGUUGUAAUGGAUUCAUUUUAUCCCAGCGAACCAUCCCAAUCUCCACAAAGUUCUGCUUCAACUGGAAGUCCAGGAUUAGAUGAAGGUACUGUUGAUUCCGGAAAUGAAUUAACUGCUGCAUCAUCAUCAUCUUCUCUGGUAGCAAUGAUUGGUAAAUGUGAUGAUGCCGGAUCAAUCAUUACGUCCAAUCGGAAAAAACGUCGUCGGGAAUCGUCACAAGAACAGGAACAACUGGAAUUAUCAUCAAGUGUGAUACCUCUUAUAACACCGGAAAAGCAGCAAAGAUUAAUCGUUAAACGACAUGCUGCUCCCAUCGAGAAACAAUGCAAUACAACAAGCGGUACUAAUGAUGACACAUAG
This is a messenger RNA of Acanthocheilonema viteae, 1785 nucleotides long. The record is from the annotation of a GenBank genome assembly. Lineage: Eukaryota; Metazoa; Nematoda; Chromadorea; Rhabditida; Onchocercidae.